AUGUCAAUGUUUGGGGCAUUCCGGCUCAACGAGACCACGCGGGACUUGGAACAUGUCAAUCUUGUUCCUGGAUCGGGACUAGACGCUCGAGGAUACACACUGAUGGCCUGCGAUCCAUGCCGUGCUCGAAAGCUCAAGUGUAGCGGGAACAAGGACGGCUGCGAUCGAUGCCGAACGAGCUCAACCACUUGCACCUAUGCCUUGGCAGCCCUGGGAACGAGCCGGCGAAGGCCGCGCCGAAUUUCCAUUACUCCGUCAAGGGUCUCGUCCGGGAGGGAGUCACGAUCAAGCCCCAGACCCAACGCCUCGCCUCAGCAGGGCCGCUCUCAGGGGAACCAGUCCAACCCAUUUGACGCCUAUUCUGGUCCACCACAAACCGGAGAAAUAGAUGCUGAGGCGAGGAUACCUUUGCAACAACUGCAGACAAGUACCGCCGUCGUGGGUCAGGUAGCAGACAACGCUUCGAUGCCACACUCAACUACGUCCUCGAGUUGGGAGGAUUCUUUGUUCGACCUAGAACACUCCCUGCUGGGCUCAAACGAUCAUGACUGCUUCAACUUCGGCGAAGCGUUCGCUGCCGACAAAGAAUUCGUUGAGGGAGUCACUGUGAAUAAUAUGAGAUGGCCAGGAGCCUUGCUACUCCCACCCGCUGGCAACGCUCCCCCAACAAUGCCCCAACAGGAGAUUCAGCAGACAUUGAAGAGGGCAGACGGCCAAAAGCAAGGUUGCGAAUGCCUUGGGGCACUUGUCAAGGUGCUCGAGCACGUCGGCCAUUCACAGACACAGAGUGACUCAACAGGGAUCGACAUGCACCUCAUGAGUCUACGCCAAGCGAUGAACAUCUGUAGUGAGGUUGUCUCCUGCACCAACUGCUCAACGUGCUCAGACAGCCCAGUGCUCGUGGCGACCAUCGUGCAGCUCUUUGUGAGUAUAUCAGACCAACUCGGCGCUCUCUGUGGCCUGCCGCGCGACGGUGAGACGGACGAUAAGGAUGUAGGCGAGGUCGACUUGGGUGUGAUAUGGGUCGGGAGGUACCGGCUGGAGGCUCCCGAGAUGCGCAUGCAGCUGAUCCGUCGUUGA
This is a messenger RNA of Diaporthe citri, 1080 nucleotides long. RefSeq lists its product as uncharacterized. Gene Ontology annotation, biological process: positive regulation of transcription from RNA polymerase II promoter by galactose. The record is from RefSeq and is a predicted model, not a curated record. NCBI's taxonomy places the organism in Eukaryota, Fungi, Ascomycota, Sordariomycetes, Diaporthales, Diaporthaceae. Bases 1 to 1080 code for a protein of 359 amino acids. Gene Ontology annotation, molecular function: zinc ion binding; DNA-binding transcription factor activity, RNA polymerase II-specific; RNA polymerase II cis-regulatory region sequence-specific DNA binding. The transcript is spliced from 3 exons. Gene Ontology annotation, cellular component: nucleus.